UGAGGCCUGGCCUCCAAGUCAGUAGGUGGCAGUAUUCUAUUAAUCAACUGCUAAAAAUAAGACGAUAUAAAGAAAGCUAACCGUUCACCUCUCGUUUGAGUCGGUAAAAAACAGGAAUUUGUCCACUGUCCAGUUUCGACUGGACGGGUUUUGUCCAAGUAGUUGAAUCCAUCCACUCACGAAGAUGGAUUUCCAGCACCGAGCCGGAGGGAAAACUGGGAGCGGUGGAGUGGCCUCUGCCUCUGAGAGUAACCGUGACCGGCGUGAGCGCUUGCGCCAGCUGGCCCUGGAGACGAUCGACAUCAACAAAGACCCCUACUUUAUGAAGAAUCAUUUAGGCUCAUAUGAGUGCAAACUUUGUCUGACACUUCAUAAUAAUGAGGGGAGCUACUUGGCUCACACACAAGGAAAGAAGCAUCAGACUAACCUAGCGCGGAGAGCAGCCAAAGAAGCGAAAGAAGCUCCUGCUCAACCAGCUCCAGCCAAAGUAAAAGUUGAGGUCAAGAAGUUUGUCAAAAUUGGUCGACCAGGAUACAAAGUAACCAAGCAGAGGGACCCAGAGACCGGUCAGCAGUCUUUACUGUUCCAGAUCGACUAUCCGGAGAUUGCGGAAGGAAUUGGACCCAGGCACCGUUUCAUGUCUGCUUAUGAACAGCGAAUUGAGCCCCCUGAUCGUCGCUGGCAGUACCUGCUGUUCGCUGCUGAACCUUAUGAAACUAUUGCCUUCAAGGUCCCCAGCAGAGAAAUAGAUAAAGCAGAAACCCGCUUCUGGACCCACUGGAACAAAGAAACUAAACAGUUUUUUCUCCAGUUCCACUUCAAAAUGGAGAAAGCUAUCUCCCAGUCCAGCGGUCCAGCUCCUCCUGUCGGUGUGAAGCACCCGCCCCCACUCAUGAGCGGACCGGGAUCUCGGCCACCAGGUGAUAGUCUACCUCCCCCACCACCAGGAGGGAUGUCGGUUCCCCCUCUCCCACCUGGGGCUCCAGGUGCCCCACAGAUGCCCCCACAGAUGCCCAUGCCCCCCAUGCCGAUGAGGCCCCCACCACCAGAAGGCCUCACAUUAUCUAAUAAUUAAUUUACCAUCAUUAGUUUUAUAAUUUCUUUCUAUGAUCAUUCCUGGAUUUGCCAAAAAAAAAUCCAGUUUGAGUCUGUUUUGUAGAUUUUUAUCAAUUUUCAGGAUAAAAAUAAAUAUGUGGGGGUAACAUCUCAAGUUUUUUUUAUCAUAAGUGAGCUGAAAACGUUUUUUGAAAAACUGUUUUUCUAAAUAAAUGCCACCAGGGAAUGUUG
Girardinichthys multiradiatus is the source of this 1287-nucleotide messenger RNA. It is a transcript of the gene sf3a2, whose product is annotated as splicing factor 3a, subunit 2. The record is from RefSeq and is a predicted model, not a curated record. NCBI's taxonomy places the organism in Eukaryota, Metazoa, Chordata, Actinopteri, Cyprinodontiformes, Goodeidae. The transcript has 8 exons. The coding region runs from base 185 to 1075 and encodes 296 amino acids. Gene Ontology annotation, biological process: spliceosomal complex assembly. Gene Ontology annotation, cellular component: U2-type prespliceosome; nucleus; catalytic step 2 spliceosome. Gene Ontology annotation, molecular function: nucleic acid binding; zinc ion binding.